Manihot esculenta (cassava) is the source of this 1612-nucleotide messenger RNA. Its product is annotated as senescence-specific cysteine protease SAG39-like. Lineage: Eukaryota; Viridiplantae; Streptophyta; Magnoliopsida; Malpighiales; Euphorbiaceae. The record is from RefSeq and is a predicted model, not a curated record. The transcript is spliced from 2 exons. Gene Ontology annotation, cellular component: lysosome. Gene Ontology annotation, molecular function: cysteine-type endopeptidase activity. The coding region runs from base 309 to 1337 and encodes 342 amino acids.
ACAGACCAAAUAAGAAUUCAGCUUAAUAAUUAGAUUAAUCAACUCAUCAUAUGCAACAAAACAAACACUAGGUGAAAUAGAGGCGAAGCUCAUAGGAAGAAACAACGUCAAGAAACCGAUCUUUGGUUGUCCAUGUCUUGCACAACUUGCCGGAUUCACCAAGCAAUAUGGGAAUUCGACUUGGAAGAAAUCGGAAAUCCUGUAGAAAGUUUACUGCACAAGUAUAAAUACCUUUAUUUCUCAAAGGACUUGUGUGCCAAACGCAUUACUCACCAUCUUGAACAGCAAUAUUAUAUUCACUUGGCAGAAUGGCUGCAAUUCGUGAAAGCAAACUAAUUUUUGUGGCAAUUUUGUUAGUGGGAAUCUGGGCAUCUCAAGCUUGGUCACGUUCGCUCAAGGAUGCAACCAUGACUGAGAAGCACGAAAUGUGGAUGGCUAAAUAUGGACGUGUUUAUAAAGACAGUGCAGAGAUGGAGAGACGCUUUAAUAUAUUCAGCGAGAAUGUGAAGUUCAUCGAGUCCUUCAACAAUGCUGCGAAUAAGCCUUACAAGCUGGACAUCAAUGAAUUUGCAGACCUAACUAAUAAAGAGUUCAGAGCCUCUAGAAAUGGAUACAAAAGGUCUUCCGUUCUUAAAUCAUUAACAACAUCUUCUUUUAGAUAUGAAAAUGUCACUGCAGUGCCAACCUCCAUUGAUUGGAGGAAUAAAGGAGCUGUUACUCCCAUCAAGGACCAAGGCCAAUGUGGAUGUUGCUGGGCAUUUUCUGCUGUGGCAGCCAUGGAAGGCAUAACAAAGCUUUCAACAGGGAAGUUGAUCUCUCUUUCAGAGCAAGAACUAGUUGAUUGUGACACAAAUGGUGAAGAUCAAGGUUGUGAAGGUGGACUUAUGGAUGAUGCAUUUGAAUUCAUAAUACAAAAUGGAGGCCUAACUACUGAAGCCAAUUACCCUUACAAAGGAGAGGAUGGCACUUGCAACACAGGGAAGGCAUCUAAUCAUGCAGCUAAAAUUACUGGGUAUGAAGAUGUGCCUGCCAAUAGCGAAGAGGCACUGAAGAAGGCAGUAGCCAACCAUCCAGUUUCUGUUGCCAUUGAUGCCAGUGGAUCUGCUUUCCAAUUCUACUCAAACGGGGUGUUUACAGGAGACUGUGGAACUGAAUUAGACCAUGGGGUUACUGCAGUGGGGUACGGGACAAGUGAUGAUGGUACAAAAUAUUGGCUAGUGAAGAACUCAUGGGGAAGUUCUUGGGGUGAGGAUGGAUACAUAAGAAUGGAAAGAGACAUUGAUGCUAAGGAAGGCCUUUGUGGAAUAGCCAUGGAGCCUUCAUAUCCAACUGCAUAAAAAUGGCAGCAAAGUAUAAAUUUCUGGACCUUAAGAUUCUAUUCUGCAUAAGUAUAAGCUAUUUGGAGUAUUAUUCUGUAAAAUCAUGUAUUGCACUUGCUUUCAGCUUGUAUGUAUAUAAAGGCUUACUUUGGUAAGGAAAUUGGUGGUGAUUCCUUCUUUCAAUCUUACUUCUACACUUACACUCCAAGGCGCCAAUCAUAAACUUCUAAGUAAAAAUAGCAAAUAGGUUUAUGAUCAUGCUUGGCUUUGUAAGAAAUGCUGAGGGCUAUGUA